ACCACAGAUUGACGUAUUCAAGUAUUUCGGAACUUUGAAUGCCAUAUAAUGAUUUCUGUCAUUCUAUAGAUUUUUUUAAAAACAGUAUUGCACAAUCUCGAAAAUGGUAAAUGAAUGAAUUACCAAUUGAAAUAUCUGUCUGCUAAAUUUAGUCGCGUACAAAGAGCGUUCAUGAGAUAGCUAACGAAGCUUUCUCCAUAAUGCACAGUGGAUUCAUGCCGCAUCAUAACCAAUGACGUGGAUGUAGGUUAAGUUUUUCUUACGCUCAAAUAAAUCAAAUAGCUAAGUUCAGUGGCACAUCUCGAACGGCAGUCAAUUUAUAAAUAAUGUUCGAAGUCACGGACACGCAGAAAAUUGGGGUAGGAUUGGCAGCAUUUGGAAUUUCCUUCUUAUUCCUUGGCGUACUGUUACUCUUUGACAAGGGUUUACUUGCCAUAGGAAAUUUACUGUUUAUAUCCGGACUCGCAUGUGUCAUCGGGCCAUGGAGGACGUUAAAUUUCUUCUUUCAGAGGCAUAAGCUAAAAGGUAGUGCCUCAUUUUUAGGAGGAAUUAUCGUAGUACUUAUUGGCUGGCCCAUCAUAGGAAUGAUUUUAGAAAUCUAUGGCUUUGUAUUACUGUUCAGUGGUUUUCUACCAGUAGCGAUAAACUUCCUGCGAAGAGUACCUAUAUUGGGCACUCUACUAAACAUGCCAGGCAUCAGUCGAAUUUUGGAUAUAAUAGCAGGUGAUUCUAAUCGAACAACUGUAUGAUAAUAUAUACAUAUAAUAGAAGUAUCCACAUCUCUUUGCUUAAAACUUGUAUAUAAGGUGGUCAAAUGUCAUGCUCCAUAUUCUUUUUUUUUACCAUUCCUGUCCAAGAAUGUCACCUGUUAAAUUUUUGUACAAAAAUGUAAUAAUAAUUUAUGUCAUAUAUUAAUGUAAGAAAAUAUUAAUCCUAGUGUAAUAAGCCUAGCGUAAUCGAUUUGUAUGUUUCCAAUUUGUAAAAUAAUUUAGUAAUUUGCUGAUUUAUGCAUUGAUUAUGUCAAGGGUACACUAUUAUGUGAAACAUUCCACAAAAUUUUUUUCAUUAAAAGAAUAUCAAGAUGAAAUAAGUGAAAAUAAUAAAACUUCGGCUAAUUAAUAAUAUAAUUGUGUGAUAAUACAAAUCUAAUUAACACACGGUUCUUUAAUCUUUAACUAUUCCUUUUUUAGCAAAUACUAAAUAAGGUUAUUGCAAUGUAAUGGAGGAAAAUUAGGUCCAAUCGAGUAUAUAAGGAUGUUUUAUAAACUAUAUUGAAUAUAAAAAA
Pogonomyrmex barbatus (red harvester ant) is the source of this 1285-nucleotide messenger RNA. Its product is annotated as vesicle transport protein GOT1B. The record is from RefSeq and is a predicted model, not a curated record. Gene Ontology annotation, cellular component: membrane; endoplasmic reticulum. Gene Ontology annotation, biological process: retrograde transport, endosome to Golgi; endoplasmic reticulum to Golgi vesicle-mediated transport. NCBI's taxonomy places the organism in Eukaryota, Metazoa, Arthropoda, Insecta, Hymenoptera, Formicidae.